GUCUCGGCGCGGAAAAUGGCCGGCGGCGUGGACGGCCCCAUUGGGAUUCCGUUCCCCGACCACAGCAGUGACAUUCUGAGUGGGCUCAACGAGCAGCGGACACAAGGCCUGCUGUGUGACGUGGUGAUCCUGGUGGAGGGCCGCGAGUUCCCCACGCACCGCUCAGUGCUGGCGGCCUGCAGCCAGUACUUCAAGAAGCUGUUCACGUCGGGCGCCGUGGUGGAUCAGCAGAACGUGUACGAGAUUGACUUCGUCAGUGCCGAGGCGCUCACCGCUCUCAUGGACUUUGCCUAUACGGCCACGCUGACUGUCAGCACAGCCAACGUGAGUGACAUCCUCAGUGCUGCCCGCCUGUUGGAGAUACACGCCGUGAGCCACGUCUGCGCCGACCUCCUUGACAGGCAGAUCCUGGCAGCCGAUGGGGGCACUGAUGCUGGGCAGCUGGACCUGGUAGAUCAAAUUGAUCAGCGAAACCUCCUCCGUGCCAAGGAGUACCUCGAGUUCUUCCAGAGUAACCCCAUGAACAGCCUGCCCCCCGCAGCCGCUGCUGCAGCUGCUGCCGCCGCCAGCUUUCCAUGGUCAGCCUUUGGCGCAUCUGAGGAUGACCUGGACGCCACCAAGGAGGCCGUGGCUGCAGCUGUGGCUGCCGUGGCUGCAGGUGACUGCAAUGGCUUGGACUUCUAUGGACCUGGCCCCCCGGCUGAGCGGCCCCCAGCCGGGGAUGGGGACGAGGGCGACAGCAACCCGGGUCUGUGGCCAGAGCGGGAUGAGGAUACCCCUGCAGGGGGCCUCUUUCCACCCUCCGUGGCCCCUCCAGCUGCCACACAGAACGGCCACUAUGGCCGGGGUGGGGAGGAGGAGGUCUCACUGUCAGAAGUUGCCCCGGAGCCAGGGGACUCUCCUGGUUUCCUGUCGGGAACAGCUGAGGGUGAGGACGGCGAUGGGACCGAUGCGGACGGGCUUGCGGCUAGCACACUGCUACAGCAGAUGAUGUCGUCGGUGGGCCGGGCGGGGUCAGCGGCGGCGGGGGACAGCGACGACGAGUCGAGGGCAGACGACAAGGGUGUCAUGGACUACUAUCUGAAGUAUUUCAGCAGUACCCAUGACAGCGACGUCUACCCGGCUUGGUCGCAGAAGGUGGAGAAGAAGAUCCGGGCCAAGGCCUUCCAGAAGUGCCCCAUCUGUGAGAAGGUCAUCCAGGGCGCUGGCAAGCUCCCGCGGCAUAUCCGGACCCACACCGGUGAGAAGCCCUAUGAAUGCAACAUCUGCAAGGUCCGAUUCACCAGGCAAGACAAGCUCAAGGUGCACAUGAGGAAGCACACAGGUGAGAAGCCGUACCUGUGCCAGCAGUGCGGGGCGGCCUUCGCCCACAACUACGACCUGAAAAACCACAUGCGUGUGCACACCGGCCUGCGGCCCUACCAGUGUGACAGCUGCUGCAAGACCUUCGUCCGCUCCGACCACCUGCACAGACACCUCAAGAAAGACGGCUGUAAUGGCGUCCCCUCACGCCGUGGCCGCAAGCCCCGAGUCCGGGGCGGGGGGCUCGGGGGACCCGACCCUGGCCCUGGGGCCACUGCACCGCCCAGCGCCUCCGCCCCACCUGGCUCCCCUGAGGCCCGGCGCAAUGGCCAGGAGAAGCACUUUAAGGACGAGGACGAGGACGAGGAGGAGGCCAGCCCUGAUGGCCUGGGCAGGUUGAAUGUAGCGGGUGCUGGUGGAGGGGGUGGUGAUGGGGCCACUGGGAACCCUGCCGACGGCAGCUUCGCGGCUGGACUCGCCUGAAAACCAAAAAGAGAAAACAAACCCGAGAGAGAGAGAGAGAGGAGAGAGAGAGAGAAAAUCACCCACCACCCCCCAAAAAACACAAAAAAAAUCUAUCUAUAUACAGAUAUCUAUAUCGAUAUAUAUAUAUAUAUAUAUACAGAUAUAUAUAUAUGAAGCAUCACAAGAUCUAGGAUAGUGCUUUUCUCAGAUUUUUCUCUUUCAUGAAGUUCUCUCCCUCCAUGGGAACUCUUGCCCUCCACCCCCAACUCCCCUUUCCCUCCACCCCGUCGAUGGGUUUCGGGGCUUGGUUUGGGGUUUGUGGGACACGGGUUCCGAGUCCCCCCCACCCACUGGGCGGCCCCGCCAUGGGGUCUGGGAUUCCAUUCGAGACUUGGGCAGGGUCCCAGGUUCCGGGCAGGGAUGAGGGCUGCUGUGGGGGGGAGGGGGCGAGGCAGGACUGGGGUGGGCUUUAGUUUUUCUCCCCUUGCUGGUUUCUAUGAGUCUUUCAGACAAGACCUUAAAUGAUUUCUGUCCGCUGUGAGCGGACGUUAAAAUGGUCCCUGAACCUACCCCCACCCUCCUUCCUCAGGGCACUUAUUAAGUGGGGGUCUUCCCCCUCGAUCUCCCCCACAGCCUCCUUGCCUCCUAUCCUUGUCUGUGGUCCCCUGUAUCUCCUGGCCACUGCAACACAAACCUAUUUAUUUCCAGGUGUGGAGAAAGGGGAGAAGACGGGAAGAGGGGGCACCAGGAUGGCUCCCAGGGGCUUCUGUUGCCUUCCUUCAUGGCACUUAAAACCCAGUGGGGCACCCAGGGGCCACCUCUCGGAGCGCCCCCAUCAACUCUGUCUGUGUCCCCUGACCCAGGUCAUUCAGACCCCCAUUUCAAGUUUGGAGAUUUAAAACUUGUCUUCACCCCCUCCCCACCUCUCCCCUUAGCCCUCUUCCAAUUUUUUAAAGCACUUUUUAGAUUGUUUUCCCCUCUUUUCCUCCUUAAAAACAAAAUUUAUAUAUAUAUAUAUAUAGAAAGAGAGAGAUAUAUAUAUAAGAUAUAACUUUUCCUCAGAGGAGCAGACAACAGUGUGGGGUGAGACAGCCAAGGGCAGAGGGAACCCAGGGUCUUACGGUGGCAGGGAAGAGGGAGAGAAGAGUCCAGAAGUUCCAAUGUCACAAAAGCAAUAAAAAGAUUUUACAAAACGAAAGGAAACAAAAACAUGACAACCAACCCCAAUAGAAGUCUUGGCACUUUGUAACAGAACGGGUACUAUACUUUAUCUUAAUUUAAAAACAUGUUUACAAGUUGCAACCAACUUCUAUGAAAAGUUGAAAAGACAAAAAAAAAAAAAUAAAAAGAGAGAGAGAGAGAGAGAGAGCGAGAGCGCAAAAAGAUUCCUAAAAGCUGAUUUAUUUUUGUACAAAAUAAUAAAAAAAAAACAACCCCACCACAGAUGUAGAAUCCAAUUCUGUGCCCCAGGUGAGAAGGGAGUAGGAAGGCCAUGGGGACAUGGGUGAGGUCAAGGUCUUCUGGGUGAAUCUGCUUCACCAGGGGGGCUUGCCUGGCAGGCAGGACUGGGGUUUUGUAUUUCUGCCAUGUCCCCCACUCCCUCCCAUUCUGUCCCUUUUUUGGUUCUGAUUUAGAGAUGUCUCAUUACCCACUAGCCAUACAAUGGCCACCCAUGUCUGUGGGGACCCUCCUUACUGACUUCCUAGCUCAGGGAUGGGCCCAAGAGAGGGCUGGCCUUUCAACCAGCCAGAGCAGUCCAGUUCCCCCCAACCUACCCCCUCUCCUUGCUGUUCCCCCAUCCUCACCACUUACUGGCUUCCCGCCUUUCCUUGUGGCCACUGAGGAGCUGCCAUCUUGGAUAUGCCAUCCCCUUUGAGGUGGGUGACAGGAGGCCCCACCUCCAGGGCCUUACACCCCCCAAAGCACCCCUCUUUUUACUCAAAGGCACUGACUGUCAUCUGGGGGCUGGCACCUGGCUCCCCAAAGGCUCGGUGUUGACCGAGCCACAGGCCACGGACGGGGGCCAGGGCAGGGAAACCAUGUUACCAGAGGCCAGGGCACCUUUACCCUCUUGGAUAUGCAACGCCUAGUGUGGGACCCUGUAUAUAGACACAUCCUGCUGAGCUGAGAUCCUUCCUCGUCAAUGCCCAAGGUCGGGGAGGGGGGGGGGUGCCCCUGCUCCCUCCUCUAGUUGCUGGCCCGUCUCCUGGUACCCUUUUGCUCUGUGACAAACCCCAUCUUCUCAUCUCCUUUUUCAUUUUCUUUUUUUAAAGGGAAGCUUUUUAAGAAGGCAACUUUCAUCAUUGUUUCUACAGGAUAGGUUUCGUCUCCUCCCGGCCUCCGCCAGCCCCCCAAAUGUCUCAGGAACCCCCCCUCCUGAGGGGGGUGGCAGGGGAGCCCAGGGCCAGGUGGCCUUGUUCAUACCCCAGCAUCACAGGGCCAGAUUCAGAGAACCAUCUGUGGAGGCCAAGCAGAGAGCUUGAGCACCCAGGCCAGGGACUGCCCCCCAUCCCAGCUUCCAGAGGUUCCCCCGAGGGGUGAGCCCUCUUCCCCUACCCACACACCUCCUUGCAAUAAAACCAACUGAAAAAGCAGCCGUCGUCCUGGCCAGUGGGGGUGACGACUUGGGGAAUUGAGGCCUCUGGGACUAUGGUGGGGGCACGGGCUGAACCCCGCCAAGCACACUUUAACACAAAGCUCCUUGGGAAUUGCACUAAACCCCUACCCCUAGCUCUGCACCCAGCUUUCACCAGCCCUGCCCACCCAUUUCGCCUUAACCCCUAUUCUGCUGCCCGCCAGUCUGUCCCGGGGGCCACAGCCUCUGCAUGGGCCCAGAGCCGGGACCCCCACCCACCCGGCCCAGCCCCCUAACUCUGCGCAAUCACAUACUGUAUAUAGAUGUGGAUCGAUUUUAUUUUUAUUCUUUAAAUUAAGGUUGUGAUAAAGUGUUGCCAAAGAUA
Myotis lucifugus (little brown bat) is the source of this 4727-nucleotide messenger RNA. RefSeq names its product zinc finger and BTB domain containing 7A (gene ZBTB7A). Lineage: Eukaryota; Metazoa; Chordata; Mammalia; Chiroptera; Vespertilionidae. Gene Ontology annotation, biological process: regulation of transcription by RNA polymerase II. Gene Ontology annotation, molecular function: protein binding; RNA polymerase II cis-regulatory region sequence-specific DNA binding; DNA-binding transcription factor activity, RNA polymerase II-specific. The transcript is spliced from 2 exons. The record is from RefSeq and is a predicted model, not a curated record. The coding region runs from base 16 to 1785 and encodes 589 amino acids.